This is a messenger RNA of Alnus glutinosa, 3137 nucleotides long. RefSeq names its product pentatricopeptide repeat-containing protein At5g65560. The transcript has a single exon. Bases 89 to 2845 code for a protein of 918 amino acids. Gene Ontology annotation, molecular function: protein binding. The record is from RefSeq and is a predicted model, not a curated record. Lineage: Eukaryota; Viridiplantae; Streptophyta; Magnoliopsida; Fagales; Betulaceae.
CUGCCUCCUCAUCGCAGCCGCCACAGACCAUUUCCGAAUACACUCAAAUGCGUCGAGAACCAUAGCCACACACAACCAUUCAACAUUCAUGAAUGGGUUCCUCACCGCCGCCCGAUGCACCAAGAUGAGAAAUACGACGGCCAUUAUCGCCCCAGGCGAGCCCCUCCUCCACUUCCAUUUUCUCCUACUCGUCAAACCCUUCUUUUCCGUGGCCUCUCUCCCCGCGGACCAUCUCCACCCGGACCCAAUCGAUCUCCCGUCCCAGCUCCUCUCCAUCCUCUCCCGCCCCAAUUGGCAGAAACACCCCUCCCUCAAGAACCUAAUCCCUUCCAUAUCCCCCUCCCAUGUCUCUACCCUCUUUACCCUCGACCUCGAUCCCCAGACUGCCCUAGGGUUCUUCCACUGGAUCUCCCAAAAGCCAGGGUUCAGUCACAACGUUCACUCACACUCCUCGUUGCUCAACGUUCUCGUUCGUUUCGGUCAUCUCGGUGCCGCCGAGAAGAUUCGGAUUUUGAUGAUCAGAUCGUGCGAAUCGCCCGACGAUGCGCGAUUCGUGUUGGACGCACUUCGGAGGAUGAAUCGCAAAGACGGUGAGUUUCGGUUCAAGCUUAGUCUUAAGAGCUAUAACAUGCUGUUAAUGUCGUUGUCGAAGUUCCUUAUGGUUGAGGAAAUGAAGGGCGUAUAUUUUGAGAUGUUGGAGGAUUUGAUUCCGCCGAAUAUAUAUACUUUGAAUACAAUGGUUAAUGGGUAUUGUAAAUUGGGGAAUGUGGUUGAGGCACGGUUGUAUGUGAGUAAGAUAGUGCAGGCCGGGUUGAGUCCCGAUACGUUUACAUACACUUCGUUGAUAUUGGGGCAUUGUAGGAAUAAGGAUGUAGAUAGUGCUUACAGGGUGUUUAAGCUUAUGCCGCAAAAGGGUUGUCGAAGAAAUGAGGUUUCUUAUGCUAAUUUGAUUCAUGGGCUUUGUGAAGCCGCACGGAUUGAUGAGGCUCUUAAGUUGUUCUCCCAAAUGGGGGAGGAUUAUUGUCGUCCGACGGUUCGGAUAUACACUGUUAUCAUAUGUGCAUUGUGUGGAUUGGGUAGGAAGGUUGAAGCUUUGAAGUUUUUCGAGGAGAUGAAAGAGAAAGGUUGCGAGCCAAAUGUUCAUACUUACACAGUUCUAAUCGAUAGCAUGUGUAAGGAGCAUAAGCUUGAUGAGGCAAGAAAAAUGGUACAUGGGAUGUUAGAGAAACGGUUGGUUCCCAAUGUGGUCACAUACAAUGCUUUGAUUGAUGGGUAUUGCAAGGAGGGAAUGACUGAGGCUGCAUUGGAAAUUUUUGGUUUGAUGGAGUCAAAUAAGUGUAGUCCAAAUGCUCGUACAUACAAUGAGUUGAUAUGCGGGUUUUCUAAGAAGAAAAACAUGCACAAGGCAAUGAUGUUGCUUAAUAAGAUGCUGGAGCGGAAGCUUUCACCAAGCCUUAUCACAUAUAAUUCCUUAAUCCAUGGGCAGUGUAGAGCAGGUCAUUUAGAUACUGCUUAUAGGUUGCUUAACAUUAUGAAAGAAAAUGGUUUUGUUCCUGACGAGUGGACCUACAAUAUUUUCAUAGACACUCUUUGUAAAAGAGGGAGGAUAGAAGAAGCUCGUUCCCUCUUUGAUUCUUUCAAGGAGAACAACAUAAAGGUGAAUGAAGUUAUAUAUACUGCUUUGAUUGAUGGGUACUGCAAGGUUGGGAGAAUAGAUGAUGCUCAAUCUUUGCUGAAUAGAAUGCUUAGUGAGGACUGUUUGCCAAACUCAUUCACUUAUAAUGUAGUGAUAGAUGGGUUGUGCAAAGACAGAAAAGUGCAGGAAGCAUUGUUGCUUGUGGACAAGAUGGUAAAGAUGGAUGUGAAGCCCACAGUUAUUACUUACACAAUUCUCAUUACAGAAAUGUUGAAAGAAGGUGACUUUGACCAUGCUAAUAGGUUACUCAAUCGUAUGGUUUCAUCGGGAUGCCAGCCUGAUGUCUGUACUUAUACUGCCUUUAUUCAUUCGUAUUGCAGCCAAGGGAGAUUGAAAGAAGCAGAGGAUAUGAUGGUUAAGAUGAAUAAAGAAGGAAUAUUACCAGAUUCGCUGACUUAUACACUAUUAAUGGAUGCAUAUGGACGUCUGGGAUUAAUAAAUCGUGCACUUGAUGUUCUAAAGCGCAUGUUUGAUGCUGGUUGUGAGCCUUCACAUUAUAUCUAUUCAUAUUUAAUCAAGCAUCUCUCAAAUGAAAAGCGGAUAAAAGAAUAUAACAACUCUGUGGAACUUGAUUUGGUUUUAAACACUGCAUUAAUUGAUAAUGCAGAUGUUUGGAAGAUGAUGGAAUUUGAAAAUGUUAUGGAGCUCUUUGAGAAAAUGGUUGAACAGGGUUGUGCACCAAAUGUUAACACUUAUGACAAGCUCAUUAUAGGACUUUGCAAAGUCGGGCGCUUAGAAGUCGCCCAAAAGUUAUUUAAUCAUAUGCAAGAAAGAGGAUUGUCUCCUACUGAACAUAUCUAUAACUCGCUUCUUAAUUGUUGCUGUGUAUUGAAUAUGUAUGGGGAAGCUGUAAGAUUGGUGGAUACAAUGAUUGAGCUUGGUCAUUUACCGCAUUUAGAGUCAUGCAGACUGCUUCUUUGUGGGCUAUAUGAUGAAGGAAAUAAAGAGAAGGCUGAAACUGUUUUUUGUGGUUUGCUUCAUUGUGGGUAUAAUCUCGAUGAAGUAGCUUGGAAGCUUCUAAUUGAUGGCUUGCUCAAGAGGGGCCUAGUUAAUAGAUGCUCAGAGCUAUUUGAUAUCAUGGAAAAUAAGGGUUUCCAGGUUCAUCCUCAAACAUAUUCAAUGUUGAUUGAGGGACUUGAUGGAAAAUAAGAUAUUUAUUCUUGGUAUUGUUUCCAUUAUAGUUGUUUUUAUUUAUGAUGAAAGAGGCCUUUCCCAUUGCUGUUUUUCUUUGACGAUGGGGGCUAAUAGUAUAUUGAUGGAACACCAGAUUCUUUGGACACAACUUCAAAACAAAUAGGUGGCCUGUUGCUCUAGCAGAGAAAUUCAUGUUAGAUUGUCACGGAGAAGCUGUUUUCUGAGAAACACAGAAAUUUGGAUGUUCUAUCAGCUGUUUGGAGCAGUAGCACCACACUAGGCAAACAAAUUUUAUUGAACAUCAGGA